AUGGCUCUCUCGGCGGCCCAAACUGCCAUCGUCAAAUCGACGGCACCCAUCCUCAAAGAACAAGGCACGAGAAUCACAACCCUCUUCUACAAGAACAUGAUUUCCGCCCACCCAGAACUACGCAACAUCUUCAACCUGGCCAACCAACACAGCGGCGACCAGCCCCGCGCCCUUGCCAACGCCGUCCUCUCCUACGCCCAGCACAUCGACGACCUCGGUGCCCUCAGCCCCGCCGUCGAGCGCAUCGCCCAGCGCCACGUCAGCCUCCGCGUCCUCCCCGAGCAGUACCCCAUCGUCGGCAAGCACCUCCUGGGCGCCAUCGCCGAGGUGCUCGGCCCGGCCCUGACCCCCGGCAUCGCCGAAGCCUGGACCGCAGCCUACAACCAGCUCGCCAGCGUCUUCAUCCACCGCGAGGCCGAGAUGUACAGCGAGGAAGGCGAGUGGGUAGGUUGGCGGCGGUUCCGGGUCGAGAAGCGCGAGAAGGAGUCCCCCCUCGUCGACAGCUUCUACCUCGUCCCCGAGGACGGCCGGCCGCUCCCCGCGUGCCACCCCGGCCAAUACGUCAGCGUGCGCGUCAAGGUCUCCUCCCUCGACGGCAUCUUCCAGUGCCGCCAGUACAGUCUCAGCGAAGCGCCGAGGGCCGACCGCUACCGCAUCAGCGUGAAGAGGCAGGUCCCCUCGGCGGGAAGGGAGGAUGAUCGGGGUGACCCCCCGGCCGGCUUGGUCUCGAAUCUGCUCCACGACAACUACAAGGCCGGCGACGUCGUCGAGAUGUCGUUCCCGCGCGGUGACUUCACCGUAGACGUUGAAGACCCUGCCAAGGCUGAUGUGCCGCUCGUGCUCAUGUCCGCUGGCGUGGGCGUCACGCCCGAGAUGUCCAUCCUCGACGCCGUGCUGUCACCGGAGUCCAAGGUCACUUCCCGCCCCAUUCACUGGAUCCACGCCGCGCGGAACGGCGAGGAGGUCCCCUUCGGGCAGCAUGUCAGGAAGGUGGCGGGCGAGAAGAGCAACGUCGGCACGGUCCUCUUCCUGGAGAAGGUGAAGCAGGGGGAGGAGAAGGGGCGCGAUUUUGACUUUGAUGGCAUUUUCGACUUGAACCGUCUUGAUCGGGACGAGCAUCUUUCCCUCCAGGAUCCCAGGACGGAUUAUUACGUCUGUGGUCCCCAGUCGUGGAUGCUGGCGGUGAGGGACCGGCUGGAGGAGUUCGGUGUCAAGAGAGGUCGGAUCCAUAUGGAAUUGUUUGGUACCGGCGACGUGAACGAC
Sodiomyces alkalinus F11 is the source of this 1263-nucleotide messenger RNA. Its product is annotated as hemoglobin. Gene Ontology annotation, biological process: nitric oxide catabolic process; cellular response to nitrosative stress. The annotation marks the transcript as partial. Gene Ontology annotation, molecular function: oxygen binding; FAD binding; nitric oxide dioxygenase [NAD(P)H] activity. Lineage: Eukaryota; Fungi; Ascomycota; Sordariomycetes; Glomerellales; Plectosphaerellaceae. The record is from RefSeq and is a predicted model, not a curated record. Gene Ontology annotation, cellular component: intracellular anatomical structure. The transcript has a single exon.